GGCGGCGGCCGGGGCCGGGACGAUGACUCUGGAGUCCAUGAUGGCGUGUUGCCUGAGCGAUGAGGUGAAGGAAUCCAAACGGAUCAACGCCGAGAUCGAGAAGCAGCUGCGGCGGGACAAGCGCGACGCCCGGCGCGAGCUCAAGCUGCUGCUGCUCGGCACGGGCGAGAGCGGGAAGAGCACGUUCAUCAAGCAGAUGCGGAUCAUCCACGGCUCUGGCUACUCGGAGGAGGACAAGCGGGGCUUCACCAAGCUCGUCUACCAGAACAUCUUCACGGCCAUGCAGGCUAUGAUCCGGGCCAUGGAGACCCUGAAGAUCCUGUACAAGUACGAGCAGAACAAGGCCAACGCCCUCCUGAUCAGGGAGGUGGACGUGGAGAAGGUGACGACAUUCGAGCACCAGUACGUUAACGCCAUCAAGACGUUGUGGAAUGACCCCGGGAUCCAGGAGUGCUACGACCGGAGGCGCGAAUACCAGCUCUCCGACUCCGCCAAAUACUACCUGACUGACGUUGACCGCAUUGCCACCCUGGGCUACCUGCCUACCCAGCAGGACGUGUUGCGGGUCCGCGUGCCCACCACCGGCAUCAUCGAGUACCCCUUCGACCUGGAGAACAUCAUCUUCAGGAUGGUGGAUGUCGGUGGGCAGCGGUCGGAGCGGCGGAAGUGGAUCCACUGCUUCGAGAACGUGACGUCCAUCAUGUUCCUCGUGGCCCUGAGCGAGUACGACCAGGUUCUUGUGGAGUCUGACAACGAGAACCGCAUGGAGGAGAGCAAAGCCCUGUUUCGGACCAUCAUCACCUACCCCUGGUUCCAAAACUCCUCCGUCAUCCUCUUCCUAAACAAGAAGGACCUGCUGGAGGACAAGAUCCUCUACUCCCACCUCGUUGACUACUUCCCCGAGUUCGACGGACCCCAGCGGGAUGCCCAGGCUGCUCGGGAGUUCAUCCUGAAGAUGUUCGUGGACCUGAACCCUGACAGUGACAAGAUCAUCUACUCGCACUUCACCUGCGCCACUGACACGGAGAACAUCCGCUUCGUCUUCGCCGCGGUCAAGGACACCAUCCUGCAGCUCAACCUGAAGGAAUACAACCUGGUCUGACGCCCGGGCAGGCGCCCAGGGCCUCAGGCCGGGCCAGCCGCAGCCGGCGUCACCAGCGGGCUCGGGCUCGUCCCCAGUGGGCUCGUCCCCCAGCGGGCUCGUCCCCAGCUGGCUCGGGCUCGUCCCCCAGCGUGCUCUCCCGCCGUGGAGGAGCCCUCCCGUCUUUUCCCUUCCUGUUUUUAACCGAUGGUUUUUAUUUCACAGCUAUCAGGGGACGGACAGCUUUCUUUCUACAGACUCCACACUUCGGCACCUCCUCACCCGGCUCCGCCAGGGCGGCCUCUUCCUGGCCUGGACCGUGAAGCUCGGGUUUUUUUGUUUUUGUUUUCGUUUUUUAAAUGAAACACAAGGACUGGCCACAUGCAGGCACCCCAUUUUCCCCGGCCCGGCCACCCUUCCAGCCAAAUGUUGGGGGCCCUCGCCCACCCCGCUCUGGCCUACCCCGUCACUGGUCGCCGAGUCUUUCUCUCUCUGCCCUGCCGUUUUUUUCCCUCUUGAUUAUGAAAGGUGUGGAGACUCGGAGGCUGUGAUUUCUCUGUUUUUAAGUUAUUGAGUCCUGUGCAUCUUCACGGUUGACGGCUCUCUCCGCUCACUGGACUCCAAGAAGAGGGGGUGGGCAGCGCCCCCAGUUGCCCACCCUGGGAAGUGCCUAACCACUUUUUUUUUUUUUUUUGGAGGAAAAACAAGGACAACACCUGGCUUUGCAGGUGGGAGAGGCACCCCUGGGCCUCCCUUGUGGUCCCUGAGGAGAUGCCGCCUGGCCCCGUGCCCCGAGCUGUGGGGCUCGGGCUUUCUCUGGGCGGCAUUUCCAGUGCCAAAACGUGGCCAGGUCGGAGUGCCUCGGAUUGUGGGCCUACCCGGGCCUGGGGAGCAGGAACAGCAGGAACGGAGGGAACGACAGCUGGGAGGCGAGUGUCAGGGCCCCACCCAACUCUAGUUUGUUUUUUCACCCGUGUGGGCAAAAGGAGGGUGGGGUGGGGACUUUUAGAACAUUCUCAGGUCUGUCCCCGAGAGGUGGAGAGAGCAAGGGCCAGUGAGGGAGAUGCCUCCUUGUUGCCGCACAGCCGCCAGCUGAAGCGCUUCUGCUCACCCUGCCCCGGCCGUCCCGCCGGGCACCCCGCACGGGCACUUUGCACAACGCGGCCGGCCAAGAGGGGUUUGCAGAAGCGGUAGCUGGCACCUAGCCCCCCUGGCCAGCUCCGACCACAGCCAGAACUGAGCCAGACAUGGCAGCCCUCGGGGCUUCUGCAGGGCCCGCACACCCAGCUCUCCCAAAGGGGCUGUGAAGGCAGGCACCGAAGCGGGGGCUUUUAGUUUUUGGGGGGGUAGUGGGGUAGGUAGGCUUUUCAUCUGUUGCAGACUGAACACUACUGUGUUUUCUAUGCAUUCUGGUUGUUUUUUUUUGUACAACUGUCAUGGGAGUAAUGAACUGCCAGCGAUGCCUUUGACCCCUUUGUGACAUGGGGACCUUGCCCCCCAGCAGUCCAUGCAGCCACUGCUCUCUGGGCCCCCCCAAAAUAAAAACAACCACUUGAGAGUCAGACCAGCCAAACAGCAGACUUAUGUGCCCCCUCUCGCUUCUCUUCCAGGCAGGGGACAGAAACCAGGGGAGGCCUAGGGGGUGGGGGGCAGGGAGACAAGUCAGUUGGGGGGCAGCGACGUUCCUGGGGAUCAGCCCCAUUGAGGGGCAGGAGGGGGUUGGGGCAACCCCUUCCUCACACCCAUCUCCCUCAGUGUCUACCCAAAGGCCCCUUUCUUGUGCCAUGUGUCUGCUUAUGAGGGUUGUCCCAGAAAAGGUGCACAGACAGGCUCCCCUCAGCCUUGACCCCGCCCCAUGUGUCUGUCCAUUGCUGGUAGUACACCUGCUAGCGGCUUGGGGUCCCCUGGAACCAGCACCUCCAUGUCUUAGUGUCUCCCAGGAAAGGAAUCAGGUGUGACCCACCGCCCAGGCCCCUCUCCAGUUGGGGCUCUCUGGGGAUGGUGUGAGAGUUACUCAGAACGUGGGGGAGGUGACAGUGUUGACCCUUCCUGAGGGUCAGAGAGCCAAGCAUUCCAGAGCUGGGGGCGGGGGCCAGGAGGGAAGGGGACUGCCAGAUCCCAGGACCUCACAGAAACCCAGUUUGCCUGUGCCGCACCCCAAGAGUGGAGGCAGGGCUGGUGACCCCUCCACUUGGCCCCAGAGAACACAAGACAGCAGUUCCCACGCCAGUUGGGGGCGGGAAAGGGGCAUCCCACCCCAGGGUCCUGCCGGCCCCAACCCGGGGCCUCCAUCCGACCUUGGCUUUCGAGUGCGUGGCCAGCAAGGCCCUCGGGUUCCCCAUGUCUGAGGUUUUACUGUCUUUUGGAUGAACUUAAUUUCUGUAACUGCUUUCUCAUGAGUGCUGCCUGCCUUCGCCUGUCUGAAAUCAGGGCGGCACAGUUGCCAACAGAAGUCCAGCUUGGCGCCCUGGUCGCCCCCCCCCCCCAGAGAAGUGUUAUUGUGCCAACCGCCCUCGUCCCAGGGUCACACUCGAGACUCACAGUGCCAGCGGAGUGGACGUCCUCCGGUCACACUUGUACAGUACACGGCCCGCCCUGAGACAGCCUGAACUGUGACCUAUUUCAAAGAGAAGAUUAUAUAAAGCGCCGUUUUUAAACCUUUUGUCAUUUGAAAUGCAUGUAUUGUCGUGCCUGUUGGGACUGGGGGGAGGAGUGGGGUGUGCCCGCUCAGUGCAAACCCCCUCGACUGGCGGCUGCCCAAGUCCUCAGCGGGUGGGGCAGCACGAAUUUUGCUCAAGGUGUUGGGGCCCUGACCCCCUAAUCCAGAAAUACCGAUGGAAAUCGACUUUUCAUAUCUUUCUCCUAAAAUGAACUGUCUGUUUUAAAUUGGAAUAAAUUUUGUUCCUAAA
Molecule: messenger RNA, 3990 nt
Organism: Loxodonta africana (African savanna elephant)
Lineage: Eukaryota; Metazoa; Chordata; Mammalia; Proboscidea; Elephantidae
Gene: GNA11
Product: G protein subunit alpha 11
Exons: 7
Coding region: 23-1102 (359 amino acids)
Biological process (GO): action potential; phospholipase C-activating dopamine receptor signaling pathway; adenylate cyclase-modulating G protein-coupled receptor signaling pathway
Cellular component (GO): heterotrimeric G-protein complex
Molecular function (GO): guanyl nucleotide binding; G-protein beta/gamma-subunit complex binding; GTPase activity
Source: RefSeq, a predicted model, not a curated record